Caenorhabditis sp. 36 PRJEB53466 is the source of this 3750-nucleotide messenger RNA. The record is from the annotation of a GenBank genome assembly. NCBI's taxonomy places the organism in Eukaryota, Metazoa, Nematoda, Chromadorea, Rhabditida, Rhabditidae.
AUGUACGGAUUGGUCAUCGAAGGCGUCCGUUUUAUGAUCCAAGAGAACUGGGGCACUCAGGUACUACAGCAGGUGAGUACUCUUUUCAUUUUCCGGUUUAGGACUGGAUUUCAGGUGCAAAAGCUCACACUGCUAUCGGAAAAGUCGAUCUCGACGCAUGACCAGUACUCGGAGCACGUGGUGCCCCAAAUGUUCAAGGCGAUCAACGAGAUCACGGGCACUCCUUACGAACAGAUCGGAGUGCUCGCCGGCCGAUUCUUCGUACAGUUUCUGAUUCGGAAUGGGUACGGAGACCUGAUGAAUGUUAUGGGGCGACGGUUCUCCGACUUCAUAAAAGGACUCGACAACAUCCACGAGUAUUUCCGGUUCAGCUACCCCAAACUGAGAGCCCCCUCGUUCUAUUGCAAGUCCGAGAGCGAGGACGGUCUGGUCCUUCAUUACCGUAGUCGGCGCACCGGAUAUCUUUCCUACGUGAUCGGUCAACUCGUCGAACUGGCAAGAGUCUUUUAUCAGUUGGACAUUGGCAUUCAGGUGUUGAAGAAGAAAGAGAAAGGGCGGUUUCAUUUUGUGGUCAUGAAGAUUUCAUUUGACAACGUUGGACUCGGACAUGAUUUGAAGUGAGUCUCAAACUUUUCAAACGUGAAAUUGAAUAUUCAGACUAAAAGAACGAGUGAAGAAUCUGAACGAGUACCUUCCCGUGGACACCAAAUCCUUCCUUCAAAUGUUUCCGUUCCAUAUCGCAUUCAACAAAAAGCUUGAGAUUCUGAUGGCCGGCCAGGGACUUCUCAACUUGAUGCCCGACAUCCAAGGCCUUCUGAUGACCGACGUCUUCGACCUACAAAGACCGUGCAUCAAGUUCACCGCCGACGGAAUACUCGUCCAUCAGAACUGUGUCUUCCAAAUCGAAUCGCUCCAUCCUGUGCUGAAGCAAAGCGAGGAGAAAAUAACUGUGAAAAUCAACGAUGUGACGGAGGACAAGGUGUCUUUGGAGAAGAAAAUGGUGAUGGACAAUGAAUACGGUAGGCAUACGGUAGAAGAAAAUGGUAGGCGGACAGAUUCAUUGCAGAGAGCCUUCCGUACGUGACUCUUCGCGGGCCGAUCAUUGUGCUCAAGUCUUCCGACACUUUCCUGCUGCUUGCCACGUGUGUCGUGGAUACCCUGGAUACCAUGUUCAAAAUGGGAUUGUAUCUGAACGAUUUCGGAGAGUCCGACUGUAACAGAGAGAUAAUUAUGGCCACAAUUCAAAAGAGUGACACUUUGAAGUCAAUGUUAGAGAACGAGAAGAGAAGAAGUGAAAUACUGACGGAAAUGACGAAGGAGAUCUCGGAAGCGAAGAAGACGGCCAGGGGACUUCUCACGCAGAUGAUGCCGUACGAAGUGGCGAAAACGAUGAUGAGGAGUGGAAGUGUCGAGCACUGCGAAGCCUUCGAAUGCGUCUCGAUUGGCUUCAUUCGCGUUUGCGACUUCUCCAAAAUCAGUCUAUUCAUAGAAGCCUUCGAAGUUGUGAAUCUACUGAAUACGUGAGAAACCACUGGACAACUAGCAUCUUUCUCUUAAUUUCAGCAUCUACUCUCAUCUGGAUGCGAUUGUGGACACCCACGGAGUAUACAAAGUCGAAACGAUCGGUGAGAGCUACAUGAUAUCGGCGGGAUGUCCGUACAGAGAUGAGUUCGACGCCGAAAUGGUGGCCGACUGUUGUCUGGAGAUGGUCUCGCACAUGAAGUCUUUCGAGUAUCAGAAUCAGGACGCGGUGAAGAAAGUGCUGAUAAAGUGUGGCAUAUUCACGGGACCAGUAGUCGGCGGAGUGGUCGGGCUCAGAACUCCCCGAUAUUGUCUGUUCGGGGACACGGUCAACUCUGCCAGUCGUAUGGAAUCUUCGAAUAAAACGGUAGUCAAAACCUGCUCACUUUCAGACCUAGCAACUUUCAGCCAAUGACCAUACAAGUGGGCCAACGAACGAAAGACAGAGUGGACAAACAGGCGAGCGGGGCGUUCCGGAUCAAGCCGAAAGGGAACGUAUUCGUGAAGGGAAAAGGCGACAUGAAAGUGUACGAAAUCGAGAAGAAGAAGGGCCGAGCCAGACACAAGAAGAACGAACCGUUGCGGAAGAAGAUGAACGCGGAGAAGAAGGAGGCGGAGGAGCUGUUCGACGAAGACAACGAGGGCCAUCGGUCGAGUGCGCUGAGUCGGAUGAGUCUCGGGUGAGUGUGGUGGCUAUUUCAGGAGCUGAGCGUGUGAUUCACCUGCAAGCAGUGACUGAUCAGAGUUCGAGACCGGAAGGAUAUCCGUAAUGUUUACGACGACGCGGAUGUCGCAUUAGAGAUGACACAUAUAAAUGGCUCCAUCUUGCCAUUUGCACGCAUCACGCAUUUGUGCGUGACUUCAACACCUGAAAAGAGAGAGAGAGAGAGAGAGAGAGAGAGAGAGAGAGAGAGACCUGCUGUUUAUGUUUAUGUCACUCAUUCACCAUGUUUUUCAUGUUCAGAGAAUCCAUCGACAGCUCGAGUUCACGACGUGGCAGUCUGACCGGCUCACAGCUGGAACUCAACAAAACCAUCGCACACACCAUCGAGGUCACUUCGAAAGCAUCGGCAGCACUGGACUUGUGAGUCAUUUCUAGUUGCUCUUUUCUUUUUGACGUCGCUUUCAGAAACAUGCACGAUGAGAACAAUCGUCCGUCGACUUGGUCGGAUUCUCACUCGAAAGAGCACCUUCGGAAGCAGACUCGCAAAACGGAGAGCAAGAUCACUCUGUUGAGUUCGUCGGAUCUGGCUGCGAGUCGGGCCGAAACGAGCAAAGAAGAGGACGGAGAGACUCCGCGACCGACUUCGAACGAACUGAAAGAGGUGCAUCGGAUCCGAGCGGAAGCACGUGCUCGGGACGAAGAGGAUGAGAAAGUGGAGAGAGAAGAGAAGAAGAAACCGGGCGGAGAGGAGGAGGAGACGGAUGCCAUCAGCGAGACCAACCUGCUGCUUGACGACGACUCGGUCGCCACUCACCGCGACAACAACCUCACCUUCGUCGAGAUGCCGUCUGAUAGUGUAGGUUAAAGUAGAUCAGAUCCUGUCCACAUUCUCAACUUCUUCACAGAUUCCGCAUGAAGAUCGUGGGUCGCUUCCUUCCGGAGAGCCGUCCGAAGUGGGAGACGCCCGGGAGCCAGCGAAGAAGCCAUUGGAGAAGAACGACUCGAACUCGUCAUUGAGCAGUUUGGAGGAGAGGACCACAGUGGUAAGAGAUAGAAUAAAUAUUUCAUUUUAUUUCACUCGUCGUCAGCCGAGAAAUGGAAAUCGUAGUAGGUCUCCAGGAGAGUCGCUCCUCGGUUCGCAAUGAACUGCCCCGCGAGCACAGAUCCCGAGAGCACACACAUUAUCUGAAAGGCAAAAUGUACGGAAAACCUUAAUAUUGAAUCCAAAACCUUAGCUGCUCCAAAUGCUCUUAUUUUCGGACGAGGCGGGAGUGGAUUCAUCAGAUGUUUCGAAUGACGGAAAUAAAAUUGAUUUCAGUCCGCAAAGCCCGUGACCCGAAGAUUCGGAAUGAGAGACACGGACAAGAAGGGAGCCAACAAGGCGGGCUCUUCAAUGGUAAUUCAAGAAAUGGGGAGAGGCUUGAAUUACAUGGAAAUCCUUGCAGACUUCGUCCUCUGUGCACUCUCAUUCGAUCAAAGGGCGCCAAAGGGAUAAGUCACGAUGCAGAUGCGAGGACAUCCGCGCUGAUAACAAAUUAAAGACCAAAGUGUGCAGUUUGAUGUGA